Oryza sativa Japonica Group (Japanese rice) is the source of this 1295-nucleotide messenger RNA. NCBI's taxonomy places the organism in Eukaryota, Viridiplantae, Streptophyta, Magnoliopsida, Poales, Poaceae. The record is from RefSeq and is a predicted model, not a curated record.
CUCCGCCACUCCGGAACCUUCUCCAUCCCCUCCUCCAAGAAAGCCGCGGCUUACAAAAGGCUGCACACCCUGACACCUCCACUCCUCCAUUCCCCCCACCGCUUCAGCUUCCACCGCAAGAAUCACAGAGCGCUCGAGACAAGGGAGAGGAGAGAGAGAGAGAGAGAGAGAGAGAGAGAGAGAGAGAGAGAGAGAGAGAGAGAGAGUCAUCCAUGGCUUCCACCGUCGCCCUCAAGGGCCGCCCGCUCGCCACCCUCCUCAGGCAGCUCCUCGCCGCCGACGCGCCGCCCGCCGCCACCGGGAGGCCCGUCGCCGCCGCUCCCGCCGCCUCCGGGAAGCCCGUGACCGCCCCCGCCGCCGCGACCGCCACCAACGCCGCCUCCCGCCGCCUGUACAACACCGAGGGCGCGCCGCUCCGCCGCUACGACGUCGUCGACGAGUCCGGCACCGACAGCGGCGACGAGUACGACGCCACCGACGACGGCCGCCGCCUCACCGUCCCCUUCUUCUUCUCCGCCUCCGACGUGCUCGACCCGUUCGGCGCGCCGACGAGCCUGGGACGACUGCUGGCCCUGAUGGAGGACGCGGCGGUGGCGACGGCGGCGGCGCCGGGGACCAACGGCCUCGCAACCGCGGCUGCACGGCGCGGCGGGUGGUGGGUGGCGAAGGAGGACGACGACGCGGUGCACCUCAAGGUCUCGAUGCCCGGGCUGGGGAAGGAGCACGUGAAGGUGUGGGCGGAGCAGAACAGCCUGGUGAUCAAGGGCGAGGGGGAGAAGGACCCGGAGGACGACGCCGACGCCGCGCCGCCGCGCUACACCCGCCGCAUCGAGCUCCCCGCCGACGCGUUCAAAAUGGACAAGAUCAAGGCGGAGAUGAAGAACGGCGUGCUCAGGGUGGCCGUGCCCAAGCUCAAGGAGGAGGAGCGCAAGGACGUCUUCCAGGUCAAUGUCGAGUAGGAGGUCCGACCAAGUAAGCUCUAGUGCUAAUGGAGAGCGAGGCUAUCUAGAGUAGGAGUAAGUUUGAGACUAGAUCGAGAGCGAGGCUAUCUAGAGUAGGAAUAAGUUUGAGACUAGAUCGAGAGGCCUUUUUGUGAUGGUGUCCGCUACUCGUGUUCUGAUCCCUGCUUGCGUUUUGUUCAUCCUGUGGGGGUUUCUGAUGUUUUGUUCAUCUGUGGAGUUUCUGAUGGUGGUGAAAACAGUAACAACAGUGCAAAUCUUUGCUGAUGAUGGUAAAAAAAAAGUACUAGUGCUCCGAGUUACUGAGCUAUUAUAUCGCAUUAUCUGCUUGUGCUC